Messenger RNA from Haliotis rufescens (red abalone), 2263 nucleotides. Its product is annotated as CBY1-interacting BAR domain-containing protein 1-like. Bases 68 to 1114 code for a protein of 348 amino acids. Gene Ontology annotation, cellular component: ciliary basal body; ciliary transition zone. The record is from RefSeq and is a predicted model, not a curated record. The transcript has 10 exons. Gene Ontology annotation, biological process: cilium assembly. NCBI's taxonomy places the organism in Eukaryota, Metazoa, Mollusca, Gastropoda, Lepetellida, Haliotidae.
UCAGCCGCGAAGUUACGAAAAUUCAACUCAAAAUAUUUGCAGGCGAAAUCGACGGAUAAUUUGUGAAAUGAGUCGAUCGGGGGCGGAAAUACGUGCGAGUGAAAUGCAGUCUAAGCUGAUACAGGACCGUAUCACCGCCACGGAGAAACACCUGGGACAGCUGUGUGACACCCUCUCCUCCUACACCAGGAAGUCAGCACAUGUCAGAGACAAAGGGGACCAAAUGGCUAAAGAUUUAGUGAAUUAUGCUGAGUAUGAAACAAUGAGCCUGACACUCAAGAAGGGAUUUACACAUUUUGCAGAGAACCUGUCCACUAUACAAGACUACAGAGAGGCACAGGUGAGUCGCCUGGAGAGCAAAGUGGUGGCACCCCUCAGUAACUACGGCCUCAUGUGUAAGCAGACAAAGAAUGAACUCAAGGCAGCAUUUUCUGCUCGGGACAAGGAACAGCAGCAGAGGAGGAAGCUGGACAAAGUGAAGCAGAAGAACCCUGGAGACCGCAGGCAGAUUACACAGGCAGAAACAAAUCUACAGAAGGCCAGUGUGGAUGCCUCACGGAGUUCAAAGGCCCUUGAACAACAGAUGGACACAUUUGAGACCAAGAAGGUGCAAGAUCUCAAGAAAAUGCUCUCCGAGUUUGUAAACAUUGAGAUGAUGUUCCACGCCAAGGCCCUCGAGAUGUACACCAAGUGUUUCCAGACUCUGGCCAUCAUAGACCCGGAGGAGGACCUCGAGGAAUUUAGAAAACAAACAAGGCCGUCAAGCGGUUCAUCAACUUCCCGCUACAGCCUAGCAAGGUCAGCAUCGGAUGCCUCACUCAACUCUAGUCGUGCUCCACCAUCCGUAGACGUGACCCCCACCAGCCAACGCCGUCUCCCCAACUCAGCCAAGUCUUCCCCUGCACACAACAAUACCAGACAGACCACCCCUACUUCACAGCAGGGGCCCAGAACAGUCACACAGGUGGUGCGCAAACCUAACAGUGUUGAUGAAUAUGAAGAUGAUGAUGAUGAUGAAGAUGAUGAAGACGACGACGAAGACGAUGAUGAUAGUUACGAAGAUGAGACAACAGAAGCCGACACAGCAAGAACUAGCGGCUCCAAGAGAAGAUAAUCACAGUGAAUACUCAUGACUCUCUACGGGUUGGACAUCAGUUGUCUACACUACAAUGUCCAAAACACCUAAGGGACUGGUCAUUUAUAAUAGGGAGGGGUGGGCCGGUGGGAUUAGGGGAGGAUGGGGGCAUUUAAAAAUGACAGUUCUAUUUGAACAUGAAAAAAUGUUGCAUAAAAUAGGGCAGGUGCUGGUCAGCAAAAUAUGAUACAGUCCUAAAACCAGUCCCACUGGGCCAACCUCCUAUAAAAAUGGCCGGCCCCUAAUUCCAAACAGUCCUGAUAUGCUUCGACAUGACUUCAUUUGGUUCUGUUUAAGCCAGUUAAAGUUAAUGUGACUUUCUAGUAGUAAUGGACUUCUGUGUCAAAUACUUACAGUAAUCAUUAAGGGAAUACACAGGUGGUCUGGUGGUUAUGACAGCACAUGUUCAUUCAUAAUGGGUUUGAAUCCAGAUGAUGCUUGAUGUGCUAGUACCAAACCCUUGUUUGUGGGUUUCACCAGCUGCAUUAACACUUCAAGCUUUUCUCUCACAUUAUUCAAGGUAAAAAAGGACUUUAUGAUUUAUAUUGCUUAGUAUUAUGAAGAUCAGUACAGACCGUAAGACUCGGUAAUCAGAUAUUACUUGAUUUAUUAUUAUAAAAAAUAAUUUUUAACAGAUUAGUCAAAAGUUGUUUGUACCUUUUUAUGCCAUGUAUACCAUAUGAUAUCACUUUUUGGUGCACAGCGAGAUGCACAUGCAUUCCCUUGCAUACGGAAUAAACAGGUUGAAUAACAAUAUCAAUGUCAUCCUCAUCUGGAAUCUGUGCAUGAUUUCCAGACUAUUAGACAUUAUGCAUGUGCAAGAGAUGUUAUAUUUUGUCUAUGUUGCACUGGAGUUGUUAGUGAAGGGGAGGUCAAUAUUUCUCUCACUUGGAUAAAGUCUUACCGUCCCAAUAAUGAAAGACUUGUCCCUUCAAGUCCCCCAGAUGUCCCCCGGAGAUUGUCAGAUCACACAUCCGUCCAUGCCCUCAUUGCCUGUGAUAUACUGGUCACACAUAAGUGCCAAUCUGUUAUGGUCUUGUAAAUAGCUCAUAUAUACCAGUACUCACCCAAAAGAAACGUGAACCAUAGAAGGUGAGGUGAAAUUGGGUUUAACAUCGCGUCCAAGAU